UUUAAAAAUUGCUUGCCAACAACAAUUACAAAUGACUGCAGUUGCGCAGCAAUUUAUUUGCAGGCGGUAUCUGCUAAACGAUGAUGAAUUAUCCGAUACUUUUGAUUUACUCGAUUUGGACAAGGAUGGAAGAUUAAGUCGAAAUGAGAUUGCGGCUUUAUUGAGAUCUUCGGCUAAGAUAGAACCAACAAGGAAAGAAUUGGAUUUUUUGUUUAGUGAAAUGGACCAUGAAAAUUCCGGAAAAAUUGACAAGCAAUCAUUUGUAACCUAUCUUCGUUGCCCUCUAAUCAAUCGAAUAACGGUUAAAGAACUUCGUAACCAAUUUAAAGAAAUUGCAUGGAAUGGGGACGGUUCUAUUACAAAGGAAGAUCUAAGUCACAUUUUAGCAAAAACAGCAGACUUGAAAGAUGAAAAUGCUGUUGAAGUUUUAUUUGAAACAAUUGACCAAGAUCAAGACGGAAGAAUUUCUUUUGAGGAAUUUAUCAGAAUGAUGCGGGAAUAA
Meloidogyne enterolobii is the source of this 502-nucleotide messenger RNA. NCBI's taxonomy places the organism in Eukaryota, Metazoa, Nematoda, Chromadorea, Rhabditida, Meloidogynidae. The record is from the annotation of a GenBank genome assembly.